UCCGUUGGAACUGCGUCUGCGUCUCAAAUAAAAGCGAUCAGUUGUCAAUGGUAAUUGCAUUGUUUAUAAACAACAACAGGUUUUAUUUCAAAUAAACGGGUGGCUUUGUGCAGAAACAAUUGCGUCCUAUUAGUGAGAUCCGGAUAUCCGGUGUGUUGUUGUGGGACGAGCGGAUUGGUGUGUGCAGAGGAAAGUGCGAAUAUUUGCGUGUGUGUAAAGUACGUGCGUAUGCAAAGAAGAUAUAUAAGAGAUGAAGAUCAUGCCGGUAGAUAUAAAGGAGCUGACGGAGGGGUGGCUCGAGCUGGAAAGCGAUCCAGGUCUGUUUACACUUUUACUUGAAGACUUUGGGGUGAAGGGGGUGCAAGUCGAAGAGAUUUACGACUUGAACAAACCUCUGGACGGCCCCGUUUACGGAUUUAUAUUCUUAUUCAGAUGGAUCGAGGAGCGCAGAUCGCGUCGCAAAGUCGUCGAGCAGACGGAGAUCUUUGUACGCGACGAAGACGUCGUCAAUAAUAUAUUUUUCGCACAGCAAAUGGUGCCGAACAGUUGCGCCACGCACGCCCUCAUCUCGAUCCUGCUGAAUUGCCCCAACAUACACCUGGGUGACACGCUGAGCCGCCUCAAGCAGCACACUCAUGGCAUGUGUCCUGAGAACAAGGGCUGGGCCAUCGGGAACACACCGGAGCUGGCCUGCGCUCACAACUCACAUGCCAUGCCACAGGCAAAGAGGCGAUUGGAUAAAGGCAGCGGAGUCUCGACAGGGAGAUUCACUGGAGAGGCUUUUCACUUUGUCAGCUUUGUGCCUAUAAAUGGUAGACUCUUUGAACUGGAUGGUCUAAAGCCCUAUCCCAUUGAUCAUGGGCCAUGGACGGAGGGAGCAGAUUGGACUGAGAAGUUCAGGAGUGUGAUGAGCGAACGUCUCGGAUUGACUGCAGGAGAACAGUAUCAUGAUAUAAGAUUCAAUCUGAUGGCCUGCGUCCCAGACAGAAGAUUAGCUAUCACACAUAAAUUGAAGAUGCUCAAAACUAACAAGCAAAUUGUGUUGGAUGCUUUGCAACAAUUGAUGAAAAUUAAACAUUCUGAAGCAAAGAGCCAAGAAAAGGAGGAAGUCAAGAAGGAGGAGGAUGAUAAGAAAGAUGAACCAAUGGAUGUGACUGCUGCAUCUAAUGAAGAUGAGAUCAAAGAUGACAUUGCUAUGGCCGAUACUAAGGAAAAGGUGACUUUAUGCCCAUUGGACUAUUCCACUCCGCUGACGAUCCAGACAUCGCCGGCUCCCAGUACCUCCAGCACCGACACCUCCUCCGAAAUUGGGUCGGCCUUCAAUUCGCCAACGGCCGCUUGGAAUUGGGCUGCCGCUCAAAAUAGUCCCACUUCCAAAGAUUACAAACGUUUCGUGGUGAUAAGGGUAGCAAACGAGGAUAAAACAGCGAUUAAAAAACCGGAGACUAGCAAGAAAAUGAAUACGGCUCACGCGAGGGUCAGGACGAGCGACGGUGAUACCGUGGUGGCAGAGAAAAAGAACCCCGAACUUUUGGAGCCACACACAUUUGCGCCACAGGAUCUACUGGCGCUUCUGAAGAAUCUGGAAAACGAAAUUUGCAUCUGCGAGAUCAAUCUGAAAGAUGAGAACGACAAGCAGAACAAGUACAAGGUGGACGAUUGCAGAAGGACUCACAACUACGACGAGUUCAUCUGUACGUUCUUGUCGAUGCUUGCCGAGCAGGGAAAACUGGCCGAGCUCGUGGAGCAACAUCUGCUUGUGCCGAAGAGGCCAGGCGGCGGUAGCACAAUUCCGGCACCAAAAAACAACAAGAGCACCAAGAAGGAGAAUUCGAACAAGAGCAAGAAACGCGGUAGGUCGAAGGUGAAGAAAAGGAAAUGAUGGUAACUAAACCUCUUCUUUACUGCUGUGAUUCGAUCCAUGCCAUUACUGACUUGCAUAUUAUUAUUAUUAUUCGAAUGAUACGAUUGGCGUUCCAAAUGAUGUUAGACUAUUCUCCACAUUUUCGAAUGUUUUUCGCGAUACUAGGCAGCGUUGGACUGGCUCGUUCCUAUUUCUCUCUCUCUCUCACAAUCUCUUUUCAAUUCGAGUAUUUUAUUUUUAUUUAUUUACGCGAGCGAUUUUCCCUCAUUUCCUAUGGUGGUAGACUGGCACGACGAGAUGUUGGUCUGACGAUUCUUUUGAUAUUGCUCUUAAAGGUGAAUAGUGAAGGAGAUCCUUACUUACACUAAUACGUACUGUACUAUACAUUCAUAUACAAGAAACUCGACACAUAACAAACUGUUAAUGCGCUUUUUCAAUAUUAGGAUUUAUCAACGACUAAAUUAUAUAAACGUUGAUUUAUAUAUACAUAUAAAUACACACAUUUACAUAUAUUUAUUUAAUAUAUAGAGAAUAUAGGCAAUACAUACAAUAUAUAUUUUUAUAUUAGAAGUUUUAAAAGAUAUCGUAGGGUUACAAGAAAAGAGCAAACAAACUCCUUUGCAUUCAAAGACACGACAAAUAUAUUGACGACUGGUGA
Molecule: messenger RNA, 2522 nt
Organism: Nicrophorus vespilloides
Lineage: Eukaryota; Metazoa; Arthropoda; Insecta; Coleoptera; Silphidae
Gene: calypso
Product: ubiquitin carboxyl-terminal hydrolase calypso
Exons: 4
Coding region: 251-1882 (543 amino acids)
Biological process (GO): ubiquitin-dependent protein catabolic process; protein deubiquitination
Cellular component (GO): cytoplasm
Molecular function (GO): cysteine-type deubiquitinase activity
Source: RefSeq, a predicted model, not a curated record